AUGUGUGAAAGAAAUCUUGCAGCGACUUCGUUGCCAGAUGCGGCCUCCAACAAGAUCCUGCGACAGGUCGUUUGGAGCUUUCAAGAGCAAAAGCAAUGGCAGUUCAUACUUGCCACGCUAGAGGCAGUGAGGGAGAACGCUGCCAUAACACCAGAUGUGUCCAACUACGCAGUUGGGCAGUCGACUUGCGCCAAGGCCAAACAAUGGCAGGAAGCAUUGAAGUUGUUUGAGGCUAUUCCAAAGGGGCAAGUGCAGCCAAGCGUCAUCAGCUACAAUGCAGCCAUCAGUGCCUGCGAGAAGGGCUGGCAGUGGCAGCACGCCUUGAAGUUGUUUGAGGCCGUACCAAAGGCGCAAGUGCAGCCAAGCGUCAUCAGCUACAAUGCGGCCAUCAGUGCCUGCGAGAAGGGCUGGCAGUGGCAGCAAGCGUUAAAGCUGUUUUGGGCCAUACCAAAGACUAAGGGGCGCCCAAACGUCAUCAGCUACAGUGCAGCUAUCAGUUCCUGCGAGAAGGGCGGGCAAUGGCAAGAAGCAUUGGAGUUGUUUGAGGACAUGCCAAAGUCGAAAGUGCAGCCAGAUGUUAUCAGUUACGGUGCAGCCAUCAGUGCCUGCGAGAAGGGCGGGCAGUGGCAGGAAGCCUUGAAAUUGUUUGAGACCAUUCCAAAGGCUAAAGUUCAUCAAAACGUCAUUAGUUAUAAUGCAGCCAUCAGCGCCUGUGAGAAGGGUGGGCAGUGGCAGCAAGCAUUGCUUUUGUUUGAAACCAUGCCACAUGCCAAAGUGCAGCCAGAUGUCAUCACCUACAAUGCAGCCAUCAGUGCUUGCGAGAAGGGCGGACAAUCACAGGAAGCUUUGAAGUUGUUUAAGGCCAUGGGAAUGACGAAGGUGCAGCCAGAUGUCAUUAGUUGCAAUGCAGUCAUCAGUGCCUGUGAGAAAGGCGGGCAGUGGCAGCAAGCAUUGAAGUUGUUUGAGGCCAUGCCAAGCGCUAAAGUUCAGCCAACCGUUAUUACUUGCAAUGCGGCCAUCAGUGCAUGCGAGAAGGGCGGGCAGUCGAAGGAAGCAUUAAAGGUGUUUGAGGUCAUGCCGAUGGCAAAAGUGCAACCAGACGUGGUCACUUACAGUGCAGCCAUCAGCGCCAGCGAGAAGGGCGGGCAAUCACAGGAUGCGUUGAAGUUAUUUGAGGCCAUGCCAAAGGCGAAAGUUCAACCAAACAUCGUUACUUACAAUGCAGUGAUCAGCGCCUGCGAGAAGGGUGGGCAGUUUCAAGAUGCAUUGAAGUUGUUUGAGGCCAUGCCCAAGGCGAAAAUACAGCCGGAUGUGAUCAGCUACCAUGCAGCCAUCAGUGCCUGCGAGAAGGGCUUGCAGUGGGAAGAAGCAUUGAAAUUGUUUGAGACCAUGCUAAAGGCUAAAGUUCAGCCAACCGUCAUGAGUUUCAAUGCAGCCAUCAGCGCUUGCGAGAAGGGCGGUCAAUGGCAGGAAGCAUUAAAGUUGUUUGAGGCCAUACCAAAGUCUAAAGGACAGCCAAGCGUCAUCAGCUACAGUGCUGUCAUCAGUGCCUGUGAGAAGGGCAGGCAAUGGAGUGAAGCGCUCAAGUUGUUUGAAACUAUGACACGGGCUAAAGUUCGGCCCAACGUCAUUAGUUGCAACGCAGCCAUCAGUGCCUGUGAGAAAGGCGGCCAAUGGCAGGAAGCUUUAAGGUUGUUUGAGGACAUGCCAAAUGCAAAAGUGCGGCCAGAUGUCAUCAGUUGCGGUGCAGCCAUCAGUGCCUGCGAGAAGGGCGGGCAGCGGCAGGAAGUAUUGAAGCUGGUUGAGGCCAUGAGUGCAGCCAACUGUCAUCGGCUACGAAGUCGCCAUCAACGUGCAGUAGCAAGAAAGAUUGAAGCUUUUUGA
Messenger RNA from Durusdinium trenchii, 1884 nucleotides. The record is from the annotation of a GenBank genome assembly. Lineage: Eukaryota; Dinophyceae; Suessiales; Symbiodiniaceae.